Messenger RNA from Cutaneotrichosporon oleaginosum, 1476 nucleotides. Lineage: Eukaryota; Fungi; Basidiomycota; Tremellomycetes; Trichosporonales; Trichosporonaceae. The record is from RefSeq and is a predicted model, not a curated record.
CCGCCCGCCCUCCCAGCUCCGGACACGACCGAGUUAUCAUCUUCUUCCCCUUUAAGCACCUGCCUGUCCGUGUGCUUGCUCCUUUCCCCUCCGCCUCACCACCAUGCUCGCUGGAUUCCGCUCGCUCCGCGCCACGACGUCGCGCGCCGGCCUGUUGCGCGCGUCGCUGGCACUCCGGCCCUUCUCCGCCGUCGCACCUGGCGACGACAGGCCGCUCGCGGGCAUCAAGGUCGUCGACUUGACCCGCGUGCUCGCGGGCCCCACUGCCACGAUGAUGCUCUCUGACCUCGGCGCCGACGUGAUCAAGAUCGAGUCGCCGAGCGGCGACGACACGCGUAUCUGGUCCCCGCCUGAGGCUAAGCUCGUCGACGGCGCGCCGCGUCCAGACUUGCCCCCCGAGUCGGCGUACUUCAUGUGUGCUAACCGGAACAAGCGCUCCGUCGUUCUCAACCUGAAGAACAAGGAGGCGAUGAAGGUCAUGUAUAAGCUCAUCGAGGACGCCGAUGUGUUUGUGGAGAACUACGUUCCCGGCAAGCUUGAGAAGUUUGGGUUGGGGUGGGAGCAGCUCAAGAAGAUCAACCCCCGCUUGAUCUACUGCUCGGUCACUGGUUACGGCUCGACCGGGCCCUAUGCAUCAGCGCCCGGCUACGACGUCGUCAUUGAGGCUGAAGCCGGUCUCAUGCACAUCACUGGCGAGAAGGAGGGUCCCCCCGUGAAGGUCGGCGUCGCCGUCACCGACAUUCUGACGGGCCACUACGCGACCUCGGGCAUCCUCGCCGCCCUGCUGAAACGCGGCAAGACGGGCAAGGGCACCCGCGUCGAGACCUCGCUCUUCGAGUCGCAGAUCGCAACGCUCGCCAACAUUGGCUCCAACUACCUCAUUGCCGGGCAGGAGGCUACGCGCUGGGGCACGUCGCACCCCUCGGUCGUCCCCUACCAGGUUUUCCCGACCAAGGACGGUUACAUGAUGAUUGCGGGCGGCAACGACAGCCAGUUCCGGACGCUCUGUGGGCCCAACAUCCUCAACAAGCCUGAAUGGCUCGACGACGAGCGCUUCGCGACCAACGCGUCGCGCGUCACGAACCGCAAGAUCCUCGUCGACGCCAUCAUCGAGGUGCUGAGCCACAAGAGCACGGCCGAGUGGACCGAGGUGAUCCGAGGCAAGGGUAUCCCCUUUGCGCCCAUCAACAACAUCGGACAGACGUUCAACCACCCACAGGCGAUCGCGCGCAAGGUCGUCGAGGAGGUCGAGCACCCGCGGGCGGGCAAGAUUAAGAUCGCGGCCGCGGCGGUCACUUACGACGGCGAGAAGCCCAAGAUCUACCGCCCCCCUCCUUACCUUGGCCAGCACACGGCGGAGGUGCUCGAGGAGAUUGGGUACAGCGCUGCCGAGAUUGACGAGCUCAAGAGCGGAGGAGCAACAGUGUAAGAGCAUAGACUGUCAUCAUGAUUGCAUGCAGGGUUGUGGACAUUGGG